Messenger RNA from Cinara cedri, 4894 nucleotides. The record is from the annotation of a GenBank genome assembly. Lineage: Eukaryota; Metazoa; Arthropoda; Insecta; Hemiptera; Aphididae.
UAGGUAAAAAAAUAAUAGAGACAGGCGAAAUGCGCACCUGCUGUUUGGCAAUCGGUCUGUCUACUGUCACGCGCCACUAUGAUAACGUCGUAUUAUCAACGGAAAGUUGUUUUCAUUCCGUGUUCUACCUGUAAUAAUAUCAUGUUUAUUUUAUUAAAUUAAUUUGUUCAAAUUUAAUUGAGGUAUUGGAUGUUCUUCAGUCUAAUGUAGUUUCGUUUCCACUAAUCAGCUAUUAUUGUUUAUUCUGUGUUAACUCUUUAGUGCUCAUGGUGUAAACAAACGGACUAUGACGUUUGCAUAGACUUUGUAGAAAUGUCGUUAGAAGCCUAUAAUAAUUGUGCUACCAGAGACAACCUGUUGCCGUUUUAAGAUAUUUACCAAAUAUCUUCUGUUUGGGUAAACUAAAGCACAAUAUUUCUGUUAAUUUCAAAGUGAUCGAAUUCUAUUUUUGCUUUUAUUUCAGCACAACACAAUGGUGGGCUGUUGUGGAUUCGAUAAGGACGCUCCCGAUGAGCCCGGACGAGUAAGGGUCAGAGGAUGUACGGAUGUUAUAUGGCUGUGCGUCUUUUUAUUUCUAUGGUGUCUUAUGGUAGGCGAUCAUUAGUAAUCAGUAUUUUUUGAAUUGUAUGUGUCACUAUUUUAUUAUGUUCCCUCUAUUAGAUAUUUAUAGCUGUGUUUGCGUUUGUCUACGGCGAUCCCCUACGUCUAAUCAACGGCCACGAUAGUUUCGGCAAUACUUGUGGUGUAUCCGAUAAUUCCCAAAUGGGAGAACUUUCUGGUUUAGAUACAACAGACAAAAUGUAAAUUUUAUACCUAAAUACUACCUUAUAAAUUUAUAAAUCGAUCAUGUGUAUUUAUUGAUUAUAUUUAGGUUUUUAUUCUAUUUGGAUCCAAUCAACAUUCAAUAUAGUUUGCAAAUAUGUGUUAAAGAAUGUCCUGAUAGUAAUUUAUUAAUUUUAGACGAUCUUCAGAAGUUUUAUAAUCGAACACAAUCCUCACUUUGCAGGUAAUAUCUUUCAAAUUAUUUGCAAGUUUUUAUUUUUCAGCUUAUUCUAUUAAUAUAUAAUUUAUUGUCAUAGCUACAAUUUUGAUUUUAACCUAGUCACCGAUGAUGUUGCAAAAAACUUUACGAAUUUCACUACAUCUUUGGGUCCUUGUCCUCCAUUUCCAAUUUAUAAAAGUCAACACGUAAUGAACAGGUGUGUUCCCCAAGAAGUAAACAAUGAGACAUUACCUCUGAUUUAUAAUAUAUACAGUAUGAUGAACAAUUGGGACUUCACUGAAGAAAUAUUAAACGAUUUAUAUAAAACUUGGCCUCAAAUGUUAUUCUAUACCAUAUUAGCAUUUGGUAAGAAUUUUAUGCAGUUGAGUUUGUCAGUUAAUUUUAUUAAUGUCGUAUAUUUUCACUUUGUUUACAGUAUUGACAUUUAUCAUCAUAUUUUUAAUACAUUUCCUUACAAAAAUUAUCGCCUAUAUAUUAUUAAUUGCUGUUAGCUUGAUGGUACUAGGUAGGUAAUAUAUACAAUUUUAAAUAUAUCUAAUUACUUUUUUGUCUAUUUUAAACAAAUUAAUAUAUUUCUGUUAAUAUUUUUUUAGUAAAUGUAAUUCUUCUUUGGUGGGAAUAUUUUACUUUGAAAACACGUCUAGAUAAUACUAUUGAAGAACAAAUAUUAAGUGCUGAUGCUUGCAACGAACAUGCAUUUUUAUUACUAGCCAUCAUUUUUACAUUAUUUUCAGUAAAUAUUACAUUCAAUUGUUUGUUUCCAAUAUUUCAUACUUCUAAAUUGUUUGUAUAACAGGUAAUUGUACUUUUGUUGGUGUUGGCUAUGCGGAAACGAUUACAUUUCUUGUCUACUUUAUUUCAUGAGUCAGCUGAUUGUUUAUCCAAAAUCCCAGCUUUAUACUGGCAACCUUUAGGUACAUUUGUUGUACUGCUUAGUUUUUAUGCAUUUUGGACUUCAGUGAUUCUACAUUUAGCCACUGCAAGUGAGUUUAAAUAAAUUAUUUUUUUUCAUUUUUUGUUUUAAAUGUUCUAUUUAUAUAAAAGUUAAAUAUUACAGACUACCCAGGUACAAGAUCAUUAAAAUUUUUAACUCACAACAAUACUGAUGUAGUUAUUCAUGAGGCACUUGAGAAAAACAUGACAUUUGUUAAUGGUAAGUUUUUUCAAUGUUUUAAAUUAUAUCAUUGGAUUCUGAAUGUUGAAGUAUUGUGUUUUAGCUGGGUUGACAGCAGUAGAGUUUAAAGAUGCUACUUGGGUACGUUAUAUGUGGUGGGUGUAUAUAAUUGGCUUAAUAUGGUCAUCUGAAUUUGUAUUGGCAUGUCAGCAUAUGAUUAUUUCAGGUGCAGUAGCAAAAUGGUAUUUCACUAAGUAUGUAUUCCAUAAUAUAUGUUUUAAUGUAACUUAUUUGAUAACACAAUAUUUUUUUAGUGGAAAGAAUAAAAAAUCUGUUGUUCUUUCUUCAAUGUAUAAUCUUGCAUUUUACCAUUUGGGCUCUAUAGCCCUAGGAUCUCUAUUGAUUAUUUUGUUCAAAAUUCCAAGACUCCUAUUGACAACAUGCCAUUAUAAGUACUAGAAUUUAUUUUUCUUUUUAAAUUAUAUUAAUUUGUAUUUGAAUAGUAAUUUUAUUUUGUAGAAUAAUUUGUUUUCUAGGAACAAUACAACAUCAACAGACAAUCAAUGUAUAAAAAAGUCAUGUGCCUGUUGUAGAUAUUCAUUUGACAAUUUUUUCAAGUAUAUUAAUCACAACGCAUAUACUAUAGUAUCAAUGGAAGGCAUUGGAUUUUGUUUAGCCGCAUCAAGGGUAUAUUAUUUAUCAAUGUUUGUUUUCUACUGAAAAUGUUCAAUUAUUUAUGUUUCAGGCAUGGCAUGUUAUAGUCGGAAAUGCUUUGAGAUUGGUUGCCAUAAAUAGUAUUGGUGACUUCAUAUUAUUCCUGGCUAAGUGUUUGGUUACUUUGAUCAUUGGAUCUGCAGCUUUAUUCACUUUGCGAUCCAAAUCCGAACUGCAUUUCCAUGCUAUACCAACUAUCAUUAUAUGUAUAUUUGCUUUUUUUAUUGCUCACUGUGUAAUUUCAUUACAUGAGGUAAUUCAUUGUGAAAAUAACAUAUUUAAUUUUCUAUAGGUACCUUUAAAUAAUUAUUGUCACUAUGUCACAUUGUUGUAAUUAUAAUGAAAUAGAAGAUAAGAAAUUACCAUGUUGAGUAUGAUUCCUUAUUGCAUAACGUGUUAUUCUAUUGAAAAUUAAUUGUUUUCACGCCAAUUUUCUAGAAAUUAAAACGACUAUUACUGAGAAUCUAUUGAUUGGAUAUGAAUGUAUGAUACAUUAAAUUUUUUAGAAUAAUAUCUUUUACAAAAUGGCUAUUUUGAAAAUUUUCUAAAGUGAAAAUAAAGUUAUCUUUUUUUCAAUAAUUAAGGGAUGAAAAUAAAAAUUUAAUUUUUCUCUACAAAUGUGCCCCCCUCUCAAAACCCGAUUGAAAAAAAAUAAAAUAAAAGAAUAUUGACAGAAUAAUUAGUAGUGUAGAGAUAACACUGUAGGAUAUGAUGAGAUAAGAUAAUGGAUAAGAUGUAGUUUUUGUGUUGUUUCAUUAACUGAGAAAACGAUAAAAAAAAGUGGUUAAGAUAGUUUUGGCAUGUUGAAAGAUAAUAAUAAUGCUAAUAAGAUAGAUGAAAAGUGAAAGAGAGAUAGGGCAAAGAAAUAGUGUUUAAGGGUUAUAUGAAGGGACAUGACAUAGAUAUAAGUACAUUUAAGAAUUGGAAAAUGUACUAAUAUAAGAGUAUCUUAUCCAACUUAAGUGUGAUAAAUAUAAGGAAAAAAAAAAUGCUUUUUGUCAUAAUAUUUAAUUUGUGUGUAAUGGUAUAAACUUGAAUACAAUACAUUUAAUAUGAUUUCAUUAUUUAUAUAAAUACAAUUAACAUUAAUUUGUUUUGAUUUUUUUUUAGGUUGUAAUUGAUACAUUAUUUUUGUGUGUAUGUGAAGAUAAAAACAUUAAUGGUGAAAUGUGGCACAAGAGUCCUAUUAUAAAACUAGCCAAGCCUAAAAAACGAAUUGUAAAAAAUUCUCAAAACACAUAAAGUUACAUUUUAAUAUUUUUUCUAAGUACUUUUAAUUUUUAUUUUAUGAUAAUGUUUUUAAUAUUUAUUUCCUCUAAUUGUUUUAAAAGUGCUUAUUUUAUGUAUAUUUACAAAUCUAUUAAAUUACUUUAUUUUUUUAACACAGUGCAAUAAUUUAAUGUUUUAUUUUUAUAUUUUUGGUUAUUUUUUGUACUCGUUUGGCAUGAACGAUAGGCAUUCACAAACAAUUGUUGAAACUUGACAAUUUUAUUUAACUACUUAAACAUUUUUAAUAUAUUUGAGACAAUUUUUAUAAAUUUGUAUUUAUGUUAUUUAGAAUAUUAUUCAUUUUAAAGUUAUAGAUAAUUUGUACAAAUUAUAUUUAUAUGAAACUUAUUUUAUGUCAAUUUCUCUAUAAAAUCUGUGUUAAUAUAAUAUUAACAUAAUAUUAAGCUAUUCACUUAUUGGCUAAUCAAUGAAAUAAUGUAUUUGUGUAUUACCAUUAUAUAAGAAUUAUUUUACUUAAAAUUUUCAGACAGCUCAAGUGAAAAUAAUACAAUUAUGUUUGAAUAUCUAAUAUUGGUAUUUUUUUGUUUAAAAUAAUAUUAUUAAUAUAAAAAAUAUUAAUAAAUGCUAUUGUAAUAAUGAUUAGCUAAUGGUUUAUAAUUAUUUUUAUGAUUUCACAGAUUGACUUAGAAAAUAAUGUUAGAGGUACUAUGCUUUCCACAGACAAAAAUUGGCAAUCAUAUUUGUCUAAUCUCUAUCAUUUACAUCUUUUAUAACUAAAAAUGUAGCCCUAGAAAUAUUAUAAGCACUAAAAAUGUACAAUAUAUGAAUAAAAG